Molecule: messenger RNA, 1073 nt
Organism: Musa acuminata subsp. malaccensis (wild Malaysian banana)
Lineage: Eukaryota; Viridiplantae; Streptophyta; Magnoliopsida; Zingiberales; Musaceae
Biological process (GO): translation
Cellular component (GO): ribosome; large ribosomal subunit
Molecular function (GO): structural constituent of ribosome; large ribosomal subunit rRNA binding
Source: RefSeq, a predicted model, not a curated record
UUGGGCUCAGCCUUAGGGUUGUGGCUUUGGCGGCUUUUAGAGGGGGAAGCCUCCGCCGAUCGUUCAGCAGCUUUCUUCCAUCCCGGCGAAGAUCCCUGUGGAAUUCCUCGAUCCGCUGCGAAUGGCGACGCUGAAGGACGUGGUAGCCCGGCGGCCCAUUGCCGCCACCAUCCGCCUCACGGUGCCAGCGGGCGGCGCCCGCCCCGCCCCGCCCGUCGGCCCCGCCCUCGGGCAGUACCGGCUCAACCUGAUGGCCUUCUGCAAGGACUUUAAUGCGCGCACCCAGAAGUACAAGCCCGACACCCCCAUCGCCGUUACCAUCACCGCCUACAAGGACAAUACCUUCGAGUUCAUUGUCAAGUCUCCCACCGUCGCCUGGUUCCUCAAGAAGGCCGCCGGCGUCGAAUCCGGCAGCGGCCGCCCCGGUCACGUAGUCGCCUCUUCCAUCACCGUCCGACAUGUCUACGAGAUCGCCAAGAUCAAGCAGGCCGACCCCUCUUGCAAGCACCUUUCUGUCGAGGCCAUCUGCAAGUCUAUCAUGGGCACUGCGCGUUCCAUGGGCAUACAGAUCGUCAAAGAUCUCUGAUCAAUACCGCCGCCCUCGUCCGCUGCCAUGUAGGCACAACAAUUGAUUGGCAACCUUGGCUAGAGAGGGCAGGUUCCUCGUAGAUCAUCAGAAUGUUGUCAGAUAAUACUCAGCUCAUGGCAGAGAUGGUUGGCCAGCUUCAGUUUGAAAGUACACUUCCAGAGAGGUUCCUCACACCCUCUUCCUAUUGCCAUUUAUGAAGUCCAAUAAUUUGUGCAACGGAGAAGAUAACAGGCUAUGAUAUACUUCAUUAGGAGAGAAGUAGAUUUCUUGCUAUUCCAAGAGAGAGCAACUCCAUUACACAUUGUAUUGUCAACCACAAAGCUGGAAUGAAGGUGGGGAUGGUGGUGAGGAACAAGUCUGUUCCAAGUUCUAGCUAAAAUUUGUGUUAGGACAAGGGAAAUUUAAGAGCAUGGUGCUUCCAUAAAACAAAAAGACAUUGUAGAUAACAUUGGUGUGAACAUCAUGUUAGAUGCUAACAUGUACC